Molecule: messenger RNA, 300 nt
Organism: Soboliphyme baturini
Lineage: Eukaryota; Metazoa; Nematoda; Enoplea; Dioctophymatida; Soboliphymatidae
Source: the annotation of a GenBank genome assembly
AUGUCUGACGUGUCUGCCUCCGCCACCCGAAAGGAAAAGCGGCGAUGGAAGAUGAUGAUGAAGAAUGAAAGAAUAAAAUUUAUUGUGACUGGAGAAGGCGAAAGUGUGCAAAGUGGCAGGCAGAAUCCGCUAGAAAUAGAUGUCGACAAUAAAAUGCUGAAGCCGAUUCGUGAACCUCCAGUCGCUCUACAGACUCCGCCUUCGACGUUGACCGUGCGUGAGCAUCACAUGCCUUCUCCCGGGGAAGAUUUGUACGUGAAAAUGGUCGAUGAACUAGGCGGCAAUAAUGACGCAAAGUAA